CAAAUCAUGUACGAGAUAUGUAAAAUCUAGACCAUAAUGCUCAUUUAAAUACAACUUAGUACAAGUACUUUGAUUGGUGAAUACACUCUCCAAUGCCGUUUGCCCAAUCACAACUAUCGUUACGUCUCUCGCAGUACUAGUUCAAUGGCGGCUCGUGGAGAGUGUUCAAAUCUGAUAUCCAUAAAACAGUUUAAGAAAGAGUUUAUGGAGUUUCUUGAACCGGCUCAAUAUGAAAGGAAAAAGUUUGAAAUCGACCUGACCCAAAUGGCUAAGGAAAUGGACGUACCAAUGGAUGUAGUAACAGACUUAAGCGAAGUAUGCAGUUCAAGCAAUUUAAAGUGCCCAGCAGAAACAGAAGGCUUGGAAUCUAUCGAUAUUUUUGGGAAUUCCAUUCCUGAUGGAGUAGAGCUUGAAUCCUUAAAGCUUCUGAAAGAGAGAAGAGGAAGAUUAACUGCUCAUAGAAAAGUUGUGAAUUAUCUUGUAAAGGAAAUACAGCCCUCUAAAGAGCCACAAGCAUUUCAGGAAAUUAAGACAAAUGAAGUUAUCUUGUCAGUUGCAAUUUGUCAUCCCCGUAAGCAAAACAAGGUUCAAGAAUUCCAUGUGCUGGGAAGUCAGUGUCUCACAGAAUUACGUGACAAGAUAUUUUGUACUGCUGAUGAAAUGAUACUUGGGGAUCACAGUAAUAAUCCAGACCAAUUAUCACAAAAAAGAGCUAAGGAUGUGUUCAAGUCUGGGUUCUUUUUCAUAGAGGGAGUGUUUUACAAUGACAAACGUGAUCCACUUUCAAAGGAUUACAGCAAGGUGAUCACUGAGUGGGCCAAAGAUCCACAAAGAAGAAAGUGUCCUGGACUUGGCUUAUUUACCAGUAAGCGAAUGGAGGAUGUAAUAUUUGAAGACCUGAAAGUCAAAUUAGGAUACCCAUAUCUAUAUUGCCAUCAAGGAAACUGUGAACAUGUUAUCAUGUUUACUGAUCUUAGACUGAUGAAUGUGGACGAUAAUCCGAACCUGAAUGAAUACCCAGUUCAAGUAUUCAAACAUAGAGGAAAGCGAAUCAGGUGCCGCGUGUGUGACGUUUACACUGCAAAAUGGGUGACAGUGAAUGAUGUGUUAGCGUACGAAGAACCUUGUUUUUUCUGUGCCACUUGUUUUAAAGGACUUCAUUACUCUCACAGCGGAGAAAAAAUCUGCGAUUUUCAGGCCUAUCCAGUGGUUGGGGACUUUGACUGGUGAUUCA
Molecule: messenger RNA, 1234 nt
Organism: Pocillopora verrucosa
Lineage: Eukaryota; Metazoa; Cnidaria; Anthozoa; Scleractinia; Pocilloporidae
Product: snRNA-activating protein complex subunit 3
Biological process (GO): snRNA transcription by RNA polymerase III; snRNA transcription by RNA polymerase II
Cellular component (GO): snRNA-activating protein complex
Molecular function (GO): RNA polymerase II cis-regulatory region sequence-specific DNA binding; core promoter sequence-specific DNA binding; bent DNA binding
Source: RefSeq, a predicted model, not a curated record